This is a messenger RNA of Staurois parvus, 267 nucleotides long. The record is from the annotation of a GenBank genome assembly. NCBI's taxonomy places the organism in Eukaryota, Metazoa, Chordata, Amphibia, Anura, Ranidae.
AAGUGACAUCUUGCUUACUACUUUGCAUGUGAUCACUGAUUGGCCAAUCAGUGAUCACAUGAUCGGGACCUCGUACAGAGGUCCCGUCCGAUGAUCGGUGUUUCACUGUGUCCGGAGGACACAGCGGGCACCGGAUCGCGGUGCUGCGCGCUCCCAGGGAGCGCGCACAAGCAGGUGCAGUGCAAGUGGAAACAUGUAUCAAUGCAAAGCAUUAACAUAAAACAUUAACAUGUUGAAAUUUGACUUCUUCUACUACUAUUUUUAAUU